AUGAACAUCGUCCGAGAACACUACAAUGAUGGCAAUCGUGCCUUUCUCCAAGCCUUCCUGGCUCGGGGCACACUCACAUACGAAGACGCACAGCCUAUCCUAGCAGGAAUCUUCACCAUCGAAGCCCAAGAUGGCGAGCCAGUCGCCCCCGAACAGGUCACGAUGGAGGACUUCGACUCUUACCUGCGAGCCGCAGCCGAAGGCGUCUCUUUCUUCGACUACGAAAUACGAAGCACGAUCCAUCAAGUUACCAAAAAGCGCAUCUACGCUCUCGUGAAUACCGCCUCUGACCCUAUGACACAACUGGCGACCACGUUCAACGCAGAGCAGAUUUCGUUUACAAAGAGGUUACUAGACGCCAUGUUCGAGACGUACAACUCCCCGCGCAUGGAGCUCAUGUGCAUCACGGAGAUGCAGGCUAUUAAGCUGGCCCGCCCUCCUCGACAGAAUAACAAUAAUAACGACGAGAACGGAGAACCCACACAGACGCAGUCGUCCUCAGACAAGGGACUUAAGCACAGCGAAGUGGAAGACAUGCUGGCGAAUCUAGUGAACCAGGGCUGGUUAGAGAAGUCCAAGGAUGGGUUCUACAGCCUCAGCCCGCGAGCACUGCUUGAGCUCAGAGCAUGGCUGAUCGACUCAUUCAACGACCCCGACGCGGCCGCGCAGGAUUGGCAGCGCAUCAAGUUCUGCGAGGCGUGUAGGGAAAUCGUCACAGUCGGACAACGGUGUGCGGAACGAGACUGCAACGCGCGCCUGCACAAUACAUGUCAAGAAGGGUAUUGGCGCACUCAGCGGAGCCACAAGUGCCCCAAGUGCUCAAAGGACUGGGAUGGGGAACAUUAUGUGGGAGAGCAGGCCAUGACUAGCACAGAGGCAUAUCAAAGGGGCCGUCGGAGGAUUUCCACGAAAGAUACCCCACGAUGGUGGCUAACUCAGCCGUAUCACUCAAUAUUUGCCAAUGACAUGCAUACCUUACAUAACGCCCAGACAGCUAUGUUGGAAUACCUGAGCUACAAGAAGUUCAAAAAGUACAAGACGGAGAAGGAGGCAAAGGAGGCGGCAGCGGCAGAAGGCGAGGUGGAACACAACAGCGUAUCGCCAGCACCAUCAACAGGCAAGCUUCACCCAGACUCGCGACCAUCAGCCACAAGACGCCAAACGAGCUCGCAGUCCGUCUCGACAACAGCAAGCGCAGCAACAGGAGGCGGAGGCCCCGCGCCCCUCCUCAACCGCAAAGAUGAGGCCUUCUUCAGACGCAUCCUCGCCGACGCCAACGACGUCGACUCGGACGACGAGAGCGUCCGGCCCGCCCUGCCCCCGCGCAGCAAGACGCCAGAGUACAUCUGGGAGGACUCUGACGGUUCCCGGCGCACCGCCGCCGCCGCCGAAAAGCAGACGCCCAAGAAGGCCGCGACGGUAGCGGUAGACCCCAAAGACGCAAAUGCCUCGGGCAGCAGUUCCAAAAUCCCUAGCAAGAUCGCCUUCCUCUUCAACAAGGCCAAAGGAACCCUCAACGACAAGGACAAGCAGCUUGCCCCGACAAAGUCAAACGUCCCACCCAAAGAAGCCGCCCGCGAAGAAGACGACCUCUCCCGCGUCCUCGACGACCUCAACCUCUCGGCGCGCAACAACAAGGCCGUGCCCUUAUCCGCCGAAUCCUCCGAGCUCGUCUCCAAAUUCACCCUCGUCCUAAAGGACCUCGUCAACGGCGUGCCCACCGCCGCAGAUGACCUUAAAGCUCUCGUCGAGGACCGCGACGGCACCCUCGCAAAGACGUUUGACAAGCUUCCCAAUAGCAUGAAGAAGCUCGUCACCCAGCUCCCGGACAAGUUCACCGCCAGCCUGGGCCCGGAGGUCCUUGCGGCCGCGGCGAAGGCGCAGGGCGUCAACCACGCGGAGUUCACCGCCGAGGAAGGGAUCAAGGGCGCCGCGAAGAAGAUGUUCACGCCCACGAGCCUCGCGGACCUCGUUACCAAACCGGGCGCCGUCGUGGGCAUGCUCAAGGCCAUCGUCAAUGCUCUCAAGCUGCGCUGGCCAGCCUUUAUUGGCGCCAAUGUCAUCUGGAGCGUUUCCAUAUUCCUCCUCCUCUUUGUCCUGUGGUACUGCCACAAGCGCGGCCGCGAAGAACGCAUCAAGCGCGAAAACGCGCCCGAAAUCAUUGACGGCUCCGGCCGCAUCGAGGAACUCCCCGAUGACCCGGCCCUCAUGGCGGGGCCCUCGCGCUCCCGCACCGAGCCAGUGGUGCGGUCAUCAGAUCGCCCGCGCAGCCAGCGCAGCGAACGGAGCCGGCGGAGCGGGCGACACAGCUCCGGACGGACGACCCCUCAGCGACGAGCGUCGCCGGGCCCCGAUUCCCCGAGACGGAGGUCGACAAGGAAGUAA
Messenger RNA from Colletotrichum acutatum, 2385 nucleotides. RefSeq names its product Nse1 non-SMC component of SMC5-6 complex-domain-containing protein. Gene Ontology annotation, biological process: double-strand break repair via homologous recombination. Gene Ontology annotation, cellular component: Smc5-Smc6 complex; nucleus. Bases 1 to 2385 code for a protein of 794 amino acids. NCBI's taxonomy places the organism in Eukaryota, Fungi, Ascomycota, Sordariomycetes, Glomerellales, Glomerellaceae. Gene Ontology annotation, molecular function: ubiquitin-protein transferase activity. The record is from RefSeq and is a predicted model, not a curated record. The transcript is spliced from 4 exons.